AUGGAAUCGUCAUCCCGUUCGUCCCCGAACGAAAACUCGAUCGGCUCACCCGCCGCCGUAUCCGCCGCUGCGUCGACGCCUCAAGAUUCUGCGUCGGUAUCAAACUCCGUCUCACACGUUCCUGUACCCGGCGCUCCCAAUGCUGCUUUUACGCCAUCGGGUCCCAUUACCCUCGAUCCGUCUACUACGCCCUCAUCUGUGCUAAAUCCGCGCAGCUGCGUAACAUGUCGACGCCGGAAAGUUAGAUGCGAUAAAUUUAUGCCCUGUGGCAACUGUCGCAAAGCCCAGAUCCAAUGCGUCUUCCCAGCACCAGGUCGUGCGCCGCGGCGACCGCGCAUGAAGGACCCCAAUGCCCCGCCGAAACAGACGAGCGAGCGCGAGAUCGAACUUAUGAAGAGGCUACGGAAGUUGGAGAGCAUAGUAGAAGAUCUUAGUGGACAGAUUGAAAUAGAGACGGCGAGGCACCCCUCUCUCAGCGGUGGGGCUUCACCCGAGGCGACUCUAGACGCGCAGGAGAAAGAGCGGCGAAGGCAGAGUGGGAUCACAUAUAGCGAGAAUCUACCCGGCGGCUACCCUCCAGUCGAUCAUCUAAAAUUCGGCCGCUCUCAGACCGGCGACUCCGCUAACCAGACAUCGAAGAGUCCUACCUCUGAGGUUAGCAAGCCCUUCGGGAGAUUGGUGCUGAACGAGAAAGGAAAGACGCGGUACGUGAGUAGCGCUUUCUGGUCCAAGGUUAACGACGAGCUUAAUCAGCUUCGAACCGAAACAGAGAUGCUCAGUGAUGACGACUCUGAAGCUUCGGACGAUGGUAGUAGUCCUGGUGUGUCCCACCCUCACCCAGAUUCCAUCGAUCACCACGGCUUCGUCUUAGGCUAUAGCUCUUCCAAUGUCGAUCUACGAAAAUUACAUCCUCUGCCGUCCCAGAUACCCUUUUUCUGGCAGGUCUACCAAGAAAAUGUUGACCCGCUAGUCAAGAUAUUGCACGUACCAUCCAUGAACAAGAUCAUCCGCGAGCUGAGGAGUAACAUGGACGAUAUCUCGCCGGGGAUGGAAGCUUUGAUGUUCGCUAUAUAUUACGCUUCCAUCACAUCUAUGGAAGAUAACGAAGUUAAGGUAAAUUUUGGCGCUGAUAAGGCGCAGCUUAUUAAAAAGUAUCGUUUUGCUACGGAGCAAGCUCUCGCAAAGGCGAAUUUCUUAGUUACGUCAGAACUAGUUGUAGUUCAGGCUUUUACCCUCUUUCUCGUGCUCGUCCGUCGGUACGAUGACACGAGGUUCGCCUGGACGCUUACCGGUCUCGCAAUCCGCAUCUCGCAGUCGCUGGGAAUACAUCGAGAAGGGACAGAAUUUGACGGUUUGAGCCCGUUCGACAUUGAGAUGCGCCGUAGACUCUGGUGGGCAAUUUGUAUUCUCGACCUUAGAUCGGCAGAGGACCAGGGUACCGAGCUGACGAUUGCGGAGCGGACGUACGACACUCAAUUUCCGCUAAAUAUCAACGACACGGAUUUGACCCCGGAAAUGACAGAAUUCCCGGAAGAAAAGCUGGGACCUACUGAUAUGACUUUUUGUCUCAUACGUUACGAAAUCUGCGCCCUGGCUAGGAAGAUACACUUCGCAACAAACGGGAUGGCCCCGUGCCGUACCCGGAGUACGGAAGAAGAGCGCAACAAGAUGCUCCACGAGUGCUAUGAGCGUAUCGAAACGAAGUAUCUCAAAACUUGCGGCGACAAGGAUGCGGAUGUGUUACAUUGGGUCGCCGCCAUGAUUUCGCGGCUUAUCAUGGCUAAGAUGAGUUUGAUAAUUUACCAGCCGAUGCUGCUCCAUUGGGGAGCCCAGGAGGUCAGCAAGGAAAUUCGACAUCGUCUCUUUAUGGCUUCUCUCGAAGUAGUCGAAUAUACACGAGUGUUAAACUCGGAACAAAGAUGUCGCCAGUGGCGGUGGCUCUUCCAAACGUACGCUCAAUGGCACGCCGUUGCCUAUCUCCUUCUUGAAGUGUGCCGGCUGCCUUGGACCGCGUCGCUCGAACGUGCCUGGAUCGUUCUCAGCGCGACAUUCCAGACUCCUGAUGUGUCCCAACGUGCUAAACCAGGUGUUUGGAUUCCAUUGCGUAAGCUUAUGGGACAGGCGAGGCGUCAUAGGGAUGAGGAAAUCCAGCGGCUGAGAGCUGAUCCCGAGGCUGCACGGCAGCUCGAUUUGGACGAGCAAAAGAAGACGCAGCCAGAAAGUUUCAAACACUUGUCUAGCUCAAUGCGAGGUAUUUUAGCCCAGGAGCAGUGGCGCAAGCUCGUGGGGGUUAAAGGUCCCGAAAAACCAACAUUUCACAUCUCGGACGUCACGGGCGGCAGCACACAGACGGAAAAGAAGGGACUUGCUCGAGAGCCGUCGGAUAUGAAGGUAGCCCCGACCGAGUUGCAGUUUGUCGACCAUUUGAUGUCUCAACCGUAUCUCGACUCUCAGGACAUCUUCUCGGUCGCUUUUCCGGGCGACCAAGCCUACCUUACUGAAGGGGGUGCUCAACCCCCGGGCGGAUCCCGGCCAAAUCAGACAGUUCCCGGUGAAGCAUUCGGCGCUACUAGUAGCAAUAGCAAUCAGCCAUCAACAGGUCAGCCUGCACAUAAUUUUCUAGAGGACAACCCUCCACCGUGGUUCUGGAGCGGCGUCUGGGGUCAGUCUCCUCCGAAUAACGCGGCAGAGAAUGCGCCGAGUUCGGAGGAUCAGGACGUUAACAUGGAUGUAGACGAGAGUUUCAACUGGCAGAAUUGGGUAGACAACGGGCUCGCGAUGGGAAGGGUUAGUUUUAUGGGAGGGAUCUAA
Molecule: messenger RNA, 2811 nt
Organism: Daldinia childiae
Lineage: Eukaryota; Fungi; Ascomycota; Sordariomycetes; Xylariales; Hypoxylaceae
Exons: 3
Coding region: 1-2811 (936 amino acids)
Biological process (GO): DNA-templated transcription; regulation of DNA-templated transcription
Molecular function (GO): DNA binding; zinc ion binding; DNA-binding transcription factor activity, RNA polymerase II-specific
Source: RefSeq, a predicted model, not a curated record